Molecule: messenger RNA, 1846 nt
Organism: Melanotaenia boesemani (Boeseman's rainbowfish)
Lineage: Eukaryota; Metazoa; Chordata; Actinopteri; Atheriniformes; Melanotaeniidae
Gene: slc2a1c
Product: solute carrier family 2, facilitated glucose transporter member 1
Exons: 10
Coding region: 1-1479 (492 amino acids)
Biological process (GO): monosaccharide transmembrane transport
Cellular component (GO): membrane
Molecular function (GO): hexose transmembrane transporter activity
Source: RefSeq, a predicted model, not a curated record
AUGCGUGUUCGGAUUACAGAAGCAAAGUUUCAUGCCAUGCAGAGGCAUCUGACAGCCACACUCCUGACCUCCAUCCUGGCAGCAGUGCUUGGCUCGCUGCAGAUCGGCUAUCACACCGGUAAUGUCAACGCUCCAGCCAAGAUCAUUGAAGAGUUUUUCAACCACACCUGGAGAGCCAGAAACAACCAGUCAAUGCCAGAUCACAGCCUGACUCUGCUGUGGUCACUCUCUGUCAGUAUCAAAGACUUUGGAGCUUUGCUGGGUUCACUGGGAGUCAAAUUCCUGGCAGAUUCUUAUGGCAGGCGUAACUCCAUCCUGAUAGUAAAUGCUUUGUCUGUGGCUGGAGCAAGUAUUAUGUUUUCCUCCAAGGCCAGCGAGUCAUUUGAGGUUCUCAUCCUAGGACGCUUGGUGUUUGGUCUCUUCUGUGGUUUAGUGAUGAGUCUUAACCCCCUCUACAUCCAGGAAGUAUCUCCCACCAGUCUGAGAGGUGCCUUUGCUACUCUCAACCAGGUGUCCUUCGCCUCUGGCAUCCUGGUGGGAAUGGUGGUUGGUUUGGAAACAGUGUUGGGUACAGAGCGCUACUGGGCCUUGAUGCUGUCCCUGUCUCUCAUCCCAGCCCUGACCCAGUAUCUGGUUCUGCCUUUCUGUCCUGAAAGCCCUCGUUACCUGCUCAUUAACCGGGGAAAGGAAAGCCAAGCAGAAGUUGCCCUGCAGAGGCUGAGACGCAGAGCAGACAAGGUGUUCACUGAGCUGGAAGAGAUGAAAGAGGAGGCAGCACACAGUCAGAGCGGCGUCACUAUCCAUGAUUUCUUCAAGAAACGCAGCUACAGGCAACCAAUCAUUAUUGUCCUGGUCAUCAACUUGGGAAGUCAGCUCUCUGGAUUCAACGCGAUUAUAAAUUAUUCCACCCGAAUGUUCCAAGCCAAGUUUGAUGAGGCCAAGUAUCUGACUCUGGGUGUGGGAGCUGUCAACGUCAUUUUCACCCUGGUAGCGUUCUUCCUGAUGGAGCGGGCAGGCAGGAGGAGGCUGCUGCUGACUGGUUUCAUCUCCAUAGCAGUGUGCAACUUAGUAAUGACUGUAGUCGAUUCUAUCCUGCACCUGGUUCCAGAACUGCGAAGCCUGCAGGUCCUGCUGGUUUUCUGCCUGAUCUCAGCAUACGAGUUAGGCCCCGGCCCCAUCUCCUGGUUCAUUGCAGCUGAGCUGUUUGACCAGCCGGGAAGACCCAUUGCCAUGGCCUUCACCAGCAUGCUCAACUGGGGAGGGAAGUUUGUUCUGGCUCUCCUCUUUCCUCCAUUACUGAAAAUCCUUGGUGCUUACAUCUACCUUCUUUUUAUGGUUGUGGCUCUGAUCGCCUUCAGCUUCACUUGGAUUUGCCUUCCGGAGACAAAAGGCCGGACGUUUGAUGACAUCGCUGAGGAGUUCAGAGGAGCAGAGGGCAUCCCUUUGCACAACAACACCGGAUUCAACACUUUCACCUGAAAUGGGCCUCUCACUCCUGACUAGUUGUCUGGAUCUGGACCAAAAACUGUCAACUAUUAGUAGCAUCCCAGGAAUUUUUAAUCUACUUUCUUUUUCUUUAGAUUUUAAUAUUAAUCAUUUAGUUUUUAACGAUGUAGGUGCACCAACCCAUUAACCUUUCAUGUUCUUUAUUCUGCCUCAUUUAAUGUUUUCAACAAAAAACUUCUGAUUUUCAGAUUGAACUUUAUCAUGUUUAUAUGCUGUAUAUGUUAUAGUUUUUGAGGCAUUUGUUACCAUUGUGUUUAUAUUUUGUGAAGAAUUAGGUAUAAAGAGUCUGGAGUGAGACAGUGGACAUUCAACAGGGACGUAAAUGCAACUCAUUCUGUCU